This is a messenger RNA of Gambusia affinis (western mosquitofish), 3076 nucleotides long. Its product is annotated as Na(+)/H(+) exchange regulatory cofactor NHE-RF1-like. Lineage: Eukaryota; Metazoa; Chordata; Actinopteri; Cyprinodontiformes; Poeciliidae. Gene Ontology annotation, biological process: protein localization to plasma membrane. The coding region runs from base 243 to 1328 and encodes 361 amino acids. The transcript has 6 exons. The record is from RefSeq and is a predicted model, not a curated record. Gene Ontology annotation, molecular function: protein-membrane adaptor activity; signaling receptor binding. Gene Ontology annotation, cellular component: apical plasma membrane.
AACACAUUGCAACACAGAGCAGAGGGGUGUAUCGCAGGAAGUCUAUAAAGGAGAAAGCGCAACUUUUUUUAGCGGCGGAAGCUUUCUCCUCACACUCUUCUGCGGAAGUUUAUCUCAAGUAAAGUCUGCGCGCAACAGGUGUCACUUCUUUCUUUAUGGUCGUUCCGUGAAAGCUCACGACUUAUUUUGCUUGCGGGCGAAGAACAGAAACAAAAGAAAAGUUUUCAAAUUUAGCAAAUAAAAUGUCUCACCUUAGACCCAGGCUCUGUGUGCUUGAGAAAUCGCCCACUGGUUAUGGGUUCCACCUGCACGCAGAGAAGGGCAGAACCGGGCAGUUCAUUCGGCUCGUGGAACCCGACUCCCCCGCCUCCGCGUCCGGGCUGCUCGCGAGAGACCGGCUGAUGUUCGUGAACGGGGAGAACGUGGAGGGCGAGAGCCAUCAGCAGGUGGUGGCGAGGAUACGGGCAACCACGGGGGCUCUGGAGCUUAUUGUAGUGGACCCCGAAACGGCGGAGCUGCUAAGCAAACACGACCUGCGGUGCCGGAGAGAAUACGUGACGGAGGGUAUUCCCCUGCCCAGCGGGGACAGCGACUCGGAGCACGAGGACAAGCGGAGCAACGGCACCCCUGUCCCGCGCGAGAAUGGGGACACGUCCUCGGUGAGGUCGGGGAGUGUGAGCUCCAGCACAAAGGGUGAGAGGGACGGGCCGCGGCCUCGCCUCUGCCACAUGAAGAAGGGCUCCGGCGGCUACGGCUUCAACCUGCACAGUGAGAAGAACAAGCCAGGCCAGUUCAUCCGAGCCGUGGACGAUGACUCCCCAGCACAGAGAGCCGGCCUCCGACCGCAGGACAAGAUCAUCCAGGUCAACGGCGUGUCUGUGAUCGGCAUGCAGCACACGGAGGUGGUGGCGGCCAUCAAAGCCAAAGGCGAUGAGACCACCCUGCUGGUGGUGGACGCCGAGGCCGAGGAGUUCUUCAAGAAGUGCAACGUCCAGCCCGGCGAGGAGCACGUCACCGGACUGCUUCCUGAGCCGGUGUCAGAGAGAGGAUCGGACGAGGAGGUUUCCUCCCAGUUGAAGUCCAAACUGUCUGUGAGCUCCCAGGCUUCCAGUGCAUCAUCCAACGCCUCCCAGCCAGCAGCAGAUCGCAGCUCAACCCCGCCACAGGGCGAGAGGACCCCGGAACCCGAGCCGUCCCCGUCGGGUGACGCCAUGGGCCUGAACAUAUCUCUGGCCCAAGCCAAAGAACGAGCCCAUCAGAAGCGAGCCGCUAAGAAAGCCCCGCCUAUGGACUGGAGCAAGAGGAACGAACUGUUCAGCAACUUAUAAACUCCACGGGAGGGCUCUCUGUUGCCCUCCGGUGGAGAAUCCAGAGACAAUCAGCCUCUCGUUCCGCGCGCAUCUGACGGACGCAAACCAUCUUAAACCACGUUUUAACAGUAUUAUGUCAUGAUUUUAUUGUUUUAAUUUAGAGAUUUGCCACUUCUGUUUGUUUCUUUCUGUGUUUUAAUGACCGCUGGAGAGCCAGCAUCUCACGCAGAAAUUAAUGUAUAUAUUUUAUGAAGAGUAGACGUAGUCGCGUUCUGUUUCUCAUGAGGAGGAGAGCGAGGAAAAUACAAUUCAAAAUUUGAAGUGGGUGAAUCAACAUACAUUUCCUGACAGUCUUGAUUGGUUUUGUUGUCCGUGUACAUAAAUGACCGAUGGGAUUAAAAGGAUCUUUUGGCCGAACUGUUGAGGUAAAAGUCUGAAAUGUUCCUGGUUAUUCUGUUGAUUCUGAUAAAAUCGGUACCAUUUUUAAAGCUGCACCUGCUGGUCCAAUUUUUUUUAAAAAGACAAUGUAUGUUCUGUGCUGUAAAAUGUAAUGAUAAACAAAAUAUAGCAUUUGGAUCAAACAGAGUUGAGUCUGUGUCGUGAUGUAGAUUAGUGAUCCUGGGCUCAGUGGUUCCUUACGUUUCACAGCGGAAAUUUCCAAGAUGACUGGAAAAAUCUUCUUAGUUUUAGAAAACCUGCGAUUAAACACUUUAAAAAAAGAAAGUUAAUAAAAAAUAUUUUUAUUUUUUAUUUUUUUUGAAAGAGACAUACUAUUUCUACGUGGACUACAACAGGAUGCAACUCUUGGUCUCAUUUCUUUCCAGGAUGAUACAGAAUUCAGCAGGAAAUAUAAAUAACAGAGAAAUCAAACAGUGCAAAAAUAUUCCUGAUCGUCAAUCUCUGGAUUACUAUAAUGAAAUGUCCACGACUGGGAGAAGUUCUUAUAAACAUAACAAAAUUAUUGUAUUUUACUGCCAAACAUUUAGGCUUUAAAGAAAACCCACUAAAUUGUUAAAACAAAUUGCAAAUUCGCGGUUUUCAAAUUAAAGACUAAACCUCCAUUGGUGUGCAAACUUUGCAGCUUCUGAGGACCUAUAAAUAAAUCCAGGUAUAAUUUGGCGAUAAUCGGGAUAUUUGCCAUAAUAACGGAGCAAAAACAAAACUGAGAAUCUUUUGUCAGCAGAUGAAGAAACUGAAGACAAAUUAAUAUCCAGGAUGUCACAGGAUUUAAAUAUUGACAUACUGAAGUAUUUGUGAAAUAAUGCUAUUAACUUGCUACAUGUUUUAAUUGGUUUUUUUUAGACUUAUGAUUUUUUUUGACUAUAUAGAACCACAAAACUUUGCUAACCACAAAUUAAAAAAAAAAAAAAAAAAAAAUGGUACAAAAAUGAAAAUAAAUACUUUUUAAUCUGCUUUUCUGAUCUGCAAACACACAAGAAAGCUCAACCUGAAAUGGUUGAUAAAACCAGUCCCAAUGAAUAUUAACAGCAAAGAGAACGAGUUGUCAAAGGGCUGCGACUCAUUUUUGGAUGGUGUGUUUUGGUGGAGAUUUUAAUGGUAGUAGCAACAGAGGCCUUUCCCACGGUGAGCAAUUAAGGUGCUGAAAUCUGAAUUACAUCCCUGUUAGUCCCAGUCACAAUAAUUGAAGCUAAUAAUUUUGCAUGAAAAAGAGUUAUUCUGCUCUCUCUGAGACUGUAAGGACUACUCCAACGCAAAGAUAUCUGCUGCUUCAGCGCCACAUGUUGGCUGGAAUGUAAACAGCGGCA